GUUCUCACGGGUUUGAAAACUUCUCUAAUCAUUUUGGUUCGGCCGCUCGUUUCGUGUUCGGACCAGCCACCGUUUCAGUUUACUUGUGUGUCGCUAACAUCUUGGGACAACAAAACAGCAAAGCAACAGAUAAGCAUGGCCGCCAAAGAGAAGGCCCCCGAGGAGCUCGCCAAAGCGGCGACACUCGCCCACGUGCCUGGUGGUGAUGAAUACGAGAAGAUGAUCUCUGGCAUGCUCUACGAUCCUCUGGAGAAGGCGCUGGCUACCGCCCGGUUCCAAGCGCGGAGAUGGUGUCACCAGUACAACAACUACUUCCCUGACGACCCUACAGCGGGCUUUGAGUCGCUAGCUGCGGAGCGGCUGCGCAUGCUUCGCGACUUUUUGGGACACGUUGGCGACGGAACGUUCAUCGAGCCCCCUUUCCGGGUCGACUACGGGUGCAAUAUCCGGCUCGGCCGCAACUUCUACGCCAACUUUAACUUGACGAUCCUGGACUGCGCCAUCGUCACCAUCGGCGACCGCGUCAUGUUCGGUCCCAACGUCUCCCUCCUGUCUGCGACCCACGAGACGGACGUCUCAUCUUUCUCCGGCCCCGCUGAGGAGUUGAGCAUGGCAACGCAGACUGUCGAGGUUCAGACAGAGCUCGUAGAGAUUCCUUCAGAACCCCGAAGUGAAAACAGAACAUCGACGCAAUCGGACCAUGAUGGCGCUCCUUCCGCGGCCAAAUACGAUCGAGCAACCAUCUUGAGGUCCAUAAGCGCCGGCUUCUCAUUCUUUGUGGCAGGAGUCAACGACGGGAGCAUGGGGCCCUUGGUGCCCUACUUCAUGCGCCAGUAUGAAAUCAACCCUACCAUCGUCUCCGUCUUAUUCGCUGCCAGCUUCUUUGGUUGGCUCUUCACCGCCGUCACCAACACGCACAUAUGCCAGUACCUCGACCUCGGCGCCAUGCUCGCCAUCGGGGCAGCCAGCCAAGUAAUAGGCCAGGCUCUGCGGUCCUGGGGCCCUCCCUUUGGUCUCCUCGCCUUCAGCUUCUGGUUCAUCACGGUGGGCCAGGCAUUCCAGGACACCCACGCUAACACGUUUGUCACCAAACUCCCGUCGGCGCACCGUUGGCUGGGUUUCAUCCACGCCAUGUACAUGGCCGGCUGCCUCGUCGGCCCCUUCGUCGCGACCGCCGUCGCCUCGGCCGGCUCCGUCUCGCGCUGGUAUCUCUUCUACACCUUCCCGCUCGGCCUGGGCGUCGCCAACCUGGUCCUCGUCUUCGUCGCUUUCCGCUCCACCGUCGGCCGCCUGCCGAGGAAAAGGACGGUGACCUCCUCUUCGUCCCCCCACGCCGCGGCCGGUGAGGCGGAACCCGCGACGUCCCGGAACAAGGCCGCCGCGACCCUUAUCAAGAACACCGUCCGCAUGCCGACCGUCUGGCUGCUGAGCUUCUUCUUCUUCUUCUUCCUGGGCGCCGCCGUCACCGCAGGGGGCUGGCUUGUCGAGUACCUCGUCGUCGUCCGCGGCGGCGAGCUCGCCCAGAUGGGCUACAUCCCCGCAGGGUUCAACGGAGGCUGCUUCCUGGGGAGGCUGCUCUUGGCCGAGCCCACCAAACGUCUCGGGGAGCGCAGAAUGAUCCUCGUAUACUCCGUUUUGUGCAUCGGGCUCCAGUUGCUCUUCUGGCUAGUUCCAAACAUCAUUGCGGCCUCUAUCGCUGUAAGCUUCUUGGGUUUCUUCUCGGGCCCCUUCUUCGUUACUGGUGUCUCGGUCGCCUCGAAGUUGUUCCCUCCAGCCAUCCAUUCCACAGCUCUUCCCCUCGUCUUCGUCAUUGGGCAGAUCGGAGGAUCCGUGUUUCCCAUCGUCACCGGAAUCCUGGCCACCCACGAGGGCGUCAAGGUCUUGCAGCCCAUCCUGGUCGCCCUGUUCGCCUGCACCGCUCUGACGUGGCUGUCCAUUCCCGCUCCAAAGUCAACCGCGAACACAGCCCUUCAUCAGGAAUGAAGUGCCCUCUGCUAUGGCAGCCGAAUGAUAAUGCGAGUCCUUCGCCCGCCAAAGCUGCCUUGCCCCCACAGAGAUCAGUCACCUACAUCGCGCCGAGUGAGGUUCGCUGGUGCGUCUCAGGGCGCACUUGAUGUUGACGGUGCUGUUGCAGUAUGAAUGAUGCACAUUAUCAGCCUGACAUGGACUUGCCUGUAACGCAUCAAGGUUACGAGUGUUGAACUGGCGCUUUCGCCUCAGAGAUGUCGUGUAUAUAGCUUGUCCAGCAAAGACACGGAACAUCACCUAGUGCUUGAGGUGGUACUUU
This is a messenger RNA of Thermothelomyces thermophilus ATCC 42464, 2287 nucleotides long. RefSeq lists its product as uncharacterized. Gene Ontology annotation, molecular function: transmembrane transporter activity; acetyltransferase activity. Gene Ontology annotation, biological process: transmembrane transport. Bases 136 to 1983 code for a protein of 615 amino acids. NCBI's taxonomy places the organism in Eukaryota, Fungi, Ascomycota, Sordariomycetes, Sordariales, Chaetomiaceae. The record is from RefSeq and is a predicted model, not a curated record. Gene Ontology annotation, cellular component: membrane. The transcript has 6 exons.